This is a messenger RNA of Perognathus longimembris pacificus (Pacific pocket mouse), 2601 nucleotides long. RefSeq names its product follistatin like 4 (gene Fstl4). Gene Ontology annotation, biological process: cell differentiation; multicellular organism development; regulation of BMP signaling pathway. Gene Ontology annotation, molecular function: protein binding; calcium ion binding. Bases 25 to 2601 code for a protein of 858 amino acids. NCBI's taxonomy places the organism in Eukaryota, Metazoa, Chordata, Mammalia, Rodentia, Heteromyidae. The transcript is spliced from 16 exons. The record is from RefSeq and is a predicted model, not a curated record.
CCCGGCCGCAGCAGACUCGACAAAAUGCACCCAGGAAGCCUUUGGCUGCAUCUCACGCUGCUUGGGGCCUCCCUGCUAGCUGUGCUGGGAUGGAUGGACCCAGGAACCAGCCGCGGCCUGAAUGUGGUUGUGGGAGAGUCUCAGGCACAGGAAUCCGGAGGCUUUGAAGUCACAAGAAGAGAAGGGCUUUCCAGCCACCAGCUGCCGGGCUCCUGCGGGAAGAAGCUCUGCAGCCGCGGGAGUCGGUGCGUGCUCAGCCCCGGGACGGGGCAGCCUGAGUGCCGCUGCCAGGAGGUGUGCAGACCGCGCUACCUGCCCGUGUGUGGCUCCGAUGGGAGGCUCUACGAGAACCACUGCGAGCUCCACCGCGCUGCCUGCCUGCUGGGCAAGAGGCUCGUCACCGUCCGCAGCAAGGACUGCUUCCUCAGAGGUGGCACCUGUACCGUGGCUGGCUAUGCCCGCCUCAAGAACGUCCUCCUGGCUCUCCAGAGCCGCCGGCAGCCGCUCCAGGACCGGGGCAGCAGACAGGACCCCGGCAGCCAGAAGCGCCUCCUGGUGGAGUCUCUGUUUAAGGACUUGGAUGCUGACAGCAACGGCCACAUCACCGGCUCUGAACUGGCGCAGCGCAUGCUGACGGAGCAGGACCUGGCCGGGGACCUGCCCGGGUGCUCGAUGGGCGACCUCCUCCAAUUCGACGACUACAACAGAGACGGCUCCCUGACGCUGCGCGAGCUCUACACAGCCUUCCAGGUGGUCCAGCUCAGCCUGGCCCCGGAGGACAAGGUCAGCGUGACCACAGUGACCGUGGGACUGAGCACCGUGCUCACCUGCACGAUCCACGGAGACCUGAGGCCCCCAAUCAUCUGGAAGCGCAAUGGGCUCACCUUGAACUUCCUGGAACUGGAAGACAUCAAUGACUUUGGAGAAGAUGACUCCCUGUACAUCACCAAAGUGACCACCGUCCACAUGGGCAAUUACACCUGCCACGCCUCGGGCCACGAGCAGCUGUUCCAGACCCACGUCCUGCAGGUGAAUGUGCCGCCCGUCAUCCGGGUCUACCCGGAGACCCAGGCGCAGGAGCCCGGCAUGGCAGCCAGCCUGCGGUGCCACGCAGAGGGCAUUCCCAUACCCAGAAUCACCUGGCUCAAAAACGGCAUGGAUGUCUCCGCCCAGAUGUCCAAACAGCUCUCUCUUUUAGCCAAUGGGAGCGAACUCCACAUUGGCAGCGUUCGCUAUGAAGACACGGGCGCCUACACCUGCAUCGCCAAGAACGAGGUGGGCGUGGAUGAAGACAUCUCCUCGCUCUUCAUCGAGGACUCCGCCAGGAAGACGCUGGCAAAUAUUUUGUGGCGAGAGGAAGGCCUCAGUGUGGGAAACAUGUUUUACGUCUUCUCCGACGACGGCAUCGUUGUCAUCCACCCGGUGGACUGUGAGAUCCAGAGGCACCUCAAACCCACCGAGAAGAUUUUCAUGAGCUACGAGGAAAUCUGCCCUCGUGGAGAAGCCGACACCGCGCAGCCGUGCCAGUGGGCCUCCGCGGUCAACGUCAGGAACCAGUACAUCUACGUGGCCCAGCCCGCACUGAGCAGAGUCCUCGUGGUCGACGUUCAAGCCCAAAAAGUCCUACAGUCCAUAGGUGUGGACCCCCUGCCCGCCAAGCUCUCCUACGACAAGUCACACGACCAGGUGUGGGUGCUCAGCUGGGGAGACACGCACAGAUCCCACACAAGCCUCCAGGUGAUCACAGAAGCCAGCACUGGGCAGGGCCAGCACCUCAUCCGCACGCCCUUCGCUGGAGUGGAGGAUUUCUUCAUCCCCCCAACAAACCUGAUCAUCAACCACAUCAGGUUCGGCUUCGUCUUCAAUAAGUCGGACCCCGCAGUCCACAAAGUGGAUCUGGAGACACUGAUGCCCGUCAAGACCAUCGGCCUGCGGCAGCACGGCUGCGUGCCACAGGCCAUGGCGCACACCCACCUGGGCGGCUACUUCUUCAUCCAGUGCCAGCGGGCCACGCCCCCGGACGCGGCCACGCCCCCAGACGCGGCCACGCCCCCGGCGGCAGCGGCGCAGCUCCUCGUGGACAGCGUCACCGACGCCGUGCUCGGCCCCAACCGCGACGUGGCCGGCACGCCCCACGUGUCCCCGGACGGGCGCUUCGUGGUGAGCGCCGCCGCCGCCGCCGCCGCCGGCCGCGGCGCGCGGCUGCACGUGCAGGAGGUGAGCGCGCGCGGCGAGCUCCGCACGCUGUACGCCGUGCGCGUGGCCGCGGGCGUGGCGGGCGUGGCCUUCCAGCGCUCCUUCACCGACGGCCACGCGUACAACGCGUACGCGGCGCUCGAGGCGCGGCCCGACCUGCUCUUCCUGGAGCUGGCCACGGGCAAGUCCGGGCUGCUCAAGGACCUGAGGGGGUCCCCCGCAGAGCCGGGCCGGCCCUGGGGGCCACCCCACGGGGUCCCGUGGGACAGCGGGCUCUUCGGACAGUACCUCCUCCUGCCGGCCCGCGACUCGCUGUUCCUCAUCAACGGCAGGCACAACACGCUGCGGUGCGAGGUGUCAGACAUCAAGCGGGGGGCCACGGCCGUGUGGGUGGGCGAGGUAUGA